Molecule: messenger RNA, 2677 nt
Organism: Urocitellus parryii (Arctic ground squirrel)
Lineage: Eukaryota; Metazoa; Chordata; Mammalia; Rodentia; Sciuridae
Gene: Rab35
Product: RAB35, member RAS oncogene family
Biological process (GO): Rab protein signal transduction
Molecular function (GO): GTP binding; GTPase activity
Source: RefSeq, a predicted model, not a curated record
GAAGGGAGGCGGUGGCACCGGCGGCGGCUGCUGAAGAGGAGGAGGAGGAGGAGGGGGAGCGAAGGGAGGUGUUUCUGUCAGUUCCGGCUGUUUGUUCGGGAAGUGGAUCCGCCGCUGCCGGAGCAGCCCGGAGGGAGCUGCGGAUCGCGAGGCCAGUACCGACCCCGCCCGCGCGCACCGCCCCCGCCCGCCAUGGCCCGGGACUACGACCACCUCUUCAAGCUGCUCAUCAUCGGCGACAGCGGUGUGGGCAAGAGCAGCUUACUGUUACGAUUCGCAGACAACACUUUCUCAGGCAGCUACAUCACCACCAUCGGAGUGGAUUUCAAGAUUCGGACAGUGGAGAUCAACGGGGAGAAAGUGAAGCUGCAGAUCUGGGACACGGCGGGGCAGGAGCGCUUCCGCACCAUCACUUCCACGUAUUAUCGAGGGACUCAUGGGGUCAUUGUUGUUUACGACGUCACCAGUGCUGAGUCCUUUGUCAAUGUCAAGCGGUGGCUUCACGAAAUUAACCAGAACUGUGAUGAUGUGUGCCGAAUAUUAGUGGGCAAUAAGAACGAUGACCCCGAGCGGAAGGUGGUGGAGACGGAAGACGCCUACAAGUUUGCCGGGCAGAUGGGGAUCCAGUUGUUUGAGACCAGUGCUAAGGAGAAUGUCAACGUGGAGGAGAUGUUCAACUGCAUCACAGAGCUCGUUCUCCGAGCAAAGAAAGACAACCUGGCGAAACAGCAGCAGCAGCAACAAAAUGAUGUCGUGAAGCUCACGAAGAACAGUAAACGAAAGAAACGCUGCUGCUAAUGCCCCUCAGGCCACGCAGAGACUGCACUGCGGUCCCUCCCCAAGCCCGAGGCCUGCAGGGGUCCUCGGGGGACAGUCUCAGUUUCGUGCCGUUAUUUAAAGAAUUCUCUCCACGUUUUUUAUUGGGAGGCGCCAUGGGCACUUCCUCCCCUUCCCUCUCGAGUGCCAAGAAGGUGUUGGACGAGCCCGCCCUUCCCACUGGUGCCCUCCUCCCUGCUGAGGCGCCUGGACCUGGUGAGGACGCUGCCAGCCAAGCGGACUGAUUAACCAAUUUGUACAUAGUGUAUAUUGCUUUAACCAGCUGCACACCCUUGUUCUGCUCUGGCCUUGYCCUCCUUAAUGCCACCUGUUGCAACAGACCCUCCCCAGCCCUCCCAGCCCUCCCCACCGCCAGCAGCUUCCUGCGGAGGCAGCGUCUCCUUCAAGCUGCGUCUGUGGCCGACCUGGGCUGGAGUGGGCUCUGUGUUGCUCACUCUCCUGCAGGUUGGUGGCUUCUGUCCCUGCCAUGCAGGCUCUGACCCCUCUCCAGGGUCUGUGCCAGCUGUUCUCCUGACCCCACAAUUGCUCUGGGAGCUGGGGAAACCUGGCCUUGAGGCAGCCCUGCCCUCUGCUGGCUCCAUGCCUUUGGUUCCACAGAGGCAGGUAGUCUUGGCCUCUGGCUGACAGGUUUCUUUUCCUGCCUUCUAGAUGCCUCUGGUACAAACCCAGAGGUGCUGUGUCUUCUUAGAACCCACAYGUUUCUGUUCUAACAGAAAGGUAGGGGUGUGUUUGUGCAAAGAUGGGGCUUUCAGGGGGCUAUAGGAGCAUUAUUUUAACAGAUAAAGAAUAUGAAGCCAAAUCAAAUGAAUCAAGUUCCUCACAAUUAUUUUCUUUCCCUGAAGUUUGAUUGGCACAGCAGCCCAAGUUGUGGCUGUCCCACUUUGGGUCCAGUGUUCUUAUAAAAAGCAAAUGGCUUUCUGUCCUUGUGGGGCUGGACUCCUAGCCCUUUCUUGGGAAGAGCCAGAAGUCUAUGAUACAGCACCAGGCACUUCUGGAUGUAGGGGGUGGGCACUGGGGGCUGCUGAGUAAUGGGAAGGACACCUCUGAACUGGGCCAGGAGAACUUGGAUCACUGACGUAACUGUUGUAGUAUGAAGGCGGUAGGAUUGCUUAGCAGACGGCAAGGAUGGUAGCGGGGCUGGCUGGGGCAGCCAGUUUUGAUCUAYCCCAGUCCCCUGGUGAAAAGCCAGGGUGUCUGCAUUUGAUUAUUGUUCUCCCCUUCUGUGGGACACAUCAUUCCCCCUUCCCCUAAAAGGAUCACGUAACCUGGGAAGAAUUGAUUUCAGCAUCAUGAAGUGUUUUAUUAGAUUUCCUUUCCUAGGCAAUUUCCAGGUAAAGCCCUGAUUGGACAAUCACAUCACAGAUCACACUGCAGAUUUUCCGUGUUAACACUGUGGAUGGGUUUUUAAUCAAUAAAAAAUGGGGGUUUCUUCUCACCUGUCUCUCCACUUGUCCAAACCGCCAAAAGCYGGGGUUCCAUGGCAGGCCUUUGCUUUGGAGCUGUAGGCUGGGGUCAUGGGGCCAUGGGUGGUGGAGGCAGGGGCCGUGGAGGGUGCUGCAGGCAGCCCCAUCUGGCUGGGGUAGCUGGGAACAGAAGUGGGGUCUCUGCCCUCAGGACUGUCCUGGCCGACCAGGAGCCUGUGGCCCAGGGGUCAUACUUGCCUCUGAGCACUCAGGUGAGGCCGUGUGGAGUGCUUGCAAACUCAAGCAAUAAGGGUGAUCCUGCAAGCUUCCAGCCCAGGACAGAAGCUGCAGUGGCUUCUGGCACCUGGACGCCCAGAUGCAGGUGGUGGGUUAAUUUUGGUGACUACAGUGUCUGUCCCAUUGAGUGUCACACGCAU